UUUUAUUGGAUCCAAGAAGACAAAGAGGACGGAAACCGGAAGCCCGAACAUCAGAAAGAGCACGGCCCGCAUCAAUAGUCGGAGAGAAUCAAGAGCCUGGUCCCUGUUACCUGGCUCCAUCUUCUACAACUUCGCAACAACAUGAGAAAAUUUCC
This is a messenger RNA of Amoebophrya sp. A25, 155 nucleotides long. The record is from the annotation of a GenBank genome assembly. NCBI's taxonomy places the organism in Eukaryota, Dinophyceae, Syndiniales, Amoebophryaceae.